AACAAAGGGGGGCUGGCAGCAGCUGCACAGAGGAGCUUCCUGCCCCUUUAAGGACGCGGCGCCGACUGAUCUCGGUAACAGGGGCUUCUGUGUAAGCUGAGGCUAAACAAACACAGAUGGGGCUGGAGCUGCAGGGACAUGGAGUGACACCGCCGCACACUGCGCGCCGCCAGCCAUGAGGAGCCUCCAGAUCCUCCAGGACCCCCAGUGGAAGGCAGUGCACUGCCUGAAGGACCUCAGGAGGCUGAAGAGGAAGAACCGGGAGCUCCUCAAGCAGGUCAAUGGCUACCAAACUUUCCAAGUGGACUUGGGUGGCCAUCUGCCCCAUGUGAAGGGGGAGCCCCCGGCAGCCCAGGAGAUGUCCGCUCCUUCUCUGAUGGACAGGGGGGUGGUCGAGGAUGCCCUGGACUUGAGCAGUGGGGGGCUUCCAGGGAAGAAGGGCUCAAUGCCUCCUGCUGCUGCUGCUGCUUCCCCUGCAGGGCUGGAAAAUGGGGAGCAAAUGGUGCAGUCCAGGGUGGUGGUCUGUCACCGACCCCCCGAGACCCCCUACUUGUCCCUGACCUACGACCACGACUCUCCAGAGCCCUGUGCAUCUCCUAGGAGGAGACUGGGGGAGACCACAGAGAUCAAAGCCAUCCAGCAGACCAGGAGACUGCUGGCCAAUGCCAGGGAGAGGACCAGGGUGCACACCAUCAGCGCUGCCUUCGAGGCGCUCAGGAAGCAGGUGCCAUGUUAUUCCUACGGACAGAAGCUUUCUAAAUUAGCCAUUUUGAGAAUAGCUUGUAACUAUAUCCUCUCCCUGGCGCAACUGGCUGACCUUGACUACAGUGCUGAUCAUAGUAACUUGAGUUUUUCUGAAUGUGUAGAGCAAUGUACUAGGACUUUACAGUCAGAAGGAAGGUCGAAAAAGAGGAAGGAGUGAUCUGUGGUCACGUGUGGCCCCUUCCAGCGAGGGGUCCCUUUCUCUGGCACAUGUUGGAUGGUAAAUCCUGAAGACAGCUCUUGGCUGAGACUCCCCAAAAAGACAUCUGUAUCUGGAGCUUCUAAAGACAGUGAAGACAAGCUGCCAGCCUCGGCCUGUGCAGUGUAUCCAGCCCCAGGGUCCGCCUGGGAUAUUUUCCUGUCACUUCAUCCUACAGCCAGAUUGAUUUUUUUGCUCUUGUGCCAAAGAUUUCGCGAAGCUUUCUGUCAUUUUAUUGUCUCAAUUCAUCAGAUUUUUUUUUUUCGUUUCUGUCCAAAGAAGCUGAGAUUUCCUAUCAAGCUCCUGCACAGAAUAUUAUAUUUAUUGCCAUGUGUUUCUGAUGGAGUUCCCCUUUAGGGGCCAUGAUGCUUGACAACCAGAGGCUUCCACCAGACUUUGCUUUGUUGACUGUAUAUUUUUGUCACACGUGGAUCCAGAUCGGAUAAUGUGUAAAGUCCUGGUGGGAUGAGGACUUGCAUGAGACUUUGUGGAUCGUAGUGGAAGUAUUAAUGCAGUGCUCUUCCCUAAUUACAUCCACUAUAUAUUGUACGCAGAUUGGGCACUGUUUAUUCACAUACUCAAAAAACCCCAAAAUACACAUGCUGAUUUCAAGGUAAUACUUGAAAUAUUGAUGAUUGUGUUGGAAAUAAAAGUAAAAAAAAACACUA
Bufo bufo (common toad) is the source of this 1629-nucleotide messenger RNA. RefSeq names its product atonal bHLH transcription factor 8 (gene ATOH8). NCBI's taxonomy places the organism in Eukaryota, Metazoa, Chordata, Amphibia, Anura, Bufonidae. The record is from RefSeq and is a predicted model, not a curated record. Gene Ontology annotation, molecular function: protein dimerization activity; DNA-binding transcription factor activity. Bases 176 to 922 code for a protein of 248 amino acids. The transcript is spliced from 3 exons.